Messenger RNA from Malassezia vespertilionis, 291 nucleotides. It is a transcript of the gene NHP6, whose product is annotated as Non-histone chromosomal protein 6. Lineage: Eukaryota; Fungi; Basidiomycota; Malasseziomycetes; Malasseziales; Malasseziaceae. The record is from RefSeq and is a predicted model, not a curated record. Bases 1 to 291 code for a protein of 96 amino acids. The transcript is spliced from 3 exons.
AUGCCCAAAGAUCCUAACCAGAAGGUUGCUACCGGUGGUCGCAAGACGAAGGCCAAGAAGGACCCCGCCGCGCCCAAGCGGCCGCUUAGCGCAUACAUGUUUUUCAGCCAGGACUGGCGCGAGCGCGUGAAGGCAGACAACCCCGAAGCUGGGUUCGGCGACGUGGGCCGUUUGCUGGGGACCAAAUGGAAAGAAAUGGGCGACGAAGAGAAGAAGCCGUACGUGGAGAAGGCCAACAAAGACAAGGAACGCGCCGAGUCUGAGAAGGCUGCGUACAACAGCAAGGCUUAA